AUGCAAGAGGAGAAAUUCAAUGACAUUCAGGUGUCGCAACAUACAGCUGAUAAGUUGAAGAAGCAAGCGCUGGAGUACAAGAAGCUUCAAGAAACGUUUUGUAAGAGAUUCUCAUCAGACGCCAACACCUAGUUUUAUGUUUUAAGCACUAAAUGGCUAAAUCAAUGGAAGCAAUACGUUUCCUAUGAUGAGAUCGUGGCUAACAAAGCACCCUGUAAAUACUUUGGAAGAAUCACACUCGAAAGAAUUAACGAUGAUUUGGAGGAUAAUGUGUAGAAAUGUUUUAAGUACUAUCCAAUCAGCAAUCAUCCAUGGAAUACUUACAUGAAACAAGAUUUAUAAGAAAAUGUGGACUAUGUAGUUAUUGAUAAAGAAAUUUGGGAAUUUUUUACAUCAUAUUAUUCAAACACUGCAAUAAUCAGAAGUUCGAAUGGCAGUGGCAAGGACAAAUAAGUGGCUGUAAAUUUGUUACGAAUUAAAUGCGUCUUGCUUUAUCCCUCUAUUAUCAAAUAAAUAUCUUAAGACAGAAUGCAGAGACAAACAUUCGAUAGUGAGGUUCUGCAAGUAGAUAGAAACAUGAAAUUCAAAGAUUAUUAAAAUUUGAUAUAAAGAACAGUGCAUACAUUCUCAGGGAAUUUCGCUAAAGAUAACAAUGUCAGAAUUUGGAGAUACGUCACAGACUAGAAAGAUGCAUAUAAAGCUUUGUUUAAUGAUAUUAACAAAUAAGUAGGCGAAUUAGAAAGUCAAGACGAUAUGUGCUUUGAUUUCAACGGAGAGUUACUUACACAUCAAUAGUAUGACACUAUUGAAGACAUCGGUAUUAUCGACACCAAUCUCAUUGUAUUUGAAUUUAAAGAUGAUUAUAAACCAUGGUGUAUUAGAAAUUAAGCAGUGUAGAUUGAAGGAAAAUGUGAGAAUUGCCAUGUCUUCAAAGUCCUAUCCUUUCCAUGCAUUUGCAGAAAGGUUUCUUAUUGCAAAGAGGAAUGCAGAUAGAAAGAUUAUAAUUAUCAUAGUGCUAGAUGUGAAAAGCAUGGUUCAGAUGAUGAAUCAGUUAAAUCCCUCACUCUAUCGUAAACAUCAGCAAAGGGCAUUGUGGGUUUAAGCAAUUUAGGAAACACCUGUUUCAUGAAUAGUGGAACCCAAUGUAUUUCCAAUUCAUAUCCUUUGGUUGAGUAUUUCUUGAAGAAUUUAUACUUUGACGAGAUCAAUAUGGAUAAUCCCUUAGGCACACAAGGACAAUUGGUAAAGAAGGUUGGAUCGCUCAUCAAAAAAAUGUGGUGUGGAGAUAGACAAACCAUAACUCCCACCAAUUACAAAAAGGCUGUUGGCCAAUUUUAACCGAUGUUUAAGGGUUUCCAUCAACAUGAUUCAUCCGAGUUAAUAACAUUUGUUUUGGAUGGAAUUCAUGAGGAUUUGAAUAGAGUCAAAAAGAAACCAUAUGUUGAAACUAAGGAUUACGAUGGCCGAUCUGAUUUUGUUGUUGCUAAGGAAAGUUGGUUAAAUCAUCUUGCUAGAAACCAAUCGGUAAUUGUCGAUCUCAUGCAUGGCCAAUACAAAUCAACAUUGAAGUGUCCAACUUGUCAAUAAUUUUCAAUUACCUUUGAUCCCUAUUUAAUGGUUUAAUUGGGUAUUCCAAGUUAAAAAAAGAGAACUAUCUAAUUCAAAUUUUACAAGGAUCUGUUUUAAUAUUAGUUUAUCAACCUCCCUUUUGAUAAAAACAAAAGUAUUCCUUUAAAAGAUUAUUUGAAAAUUCUAGGCGAAGAACUCAAAGUCGACUAUUAAUAAUUGUUUGGUUAUAUAGCAAAUAUGUACACUACUUUUGAAUUUUUGGAUGAAAAUAAAAGCAUUGUAGAUAUUAGAAAGAAUGCAAAAAGAUCAUAGCUUUGUUUUAGAUUAAUUACUAAUCAAGAAUUUUAAAUGAAUAAAAAAUUCCCUAUUUAAUUUUCUAACAAAUACUUUGAACAAUAAUAUAAAAAGUCCUAUUUUCAGUCUGGUGCAAUCAUAGUUGAUGGAUAAAUGACAUUGAAAUAGGUGCAUCAAUAAAUCUUUACUCAUUUAAAAUAAUUUUUUAUAGAAAAUGAAAAAGUAGAUUAUGAGAAAUAAGUCUUGAAUUAAUAUUAUUCUUUAGUUUACAAAACUAAUCAAAACUAUUGGAAUCCAUGUGCCUUUUGUAAUUCAAAGAAUUGCAAUGAUUGUGAAGUGAAAUAUGAAGAUGAAACAGUUGAAGAAGUCAAAAAUAGAGCCCUGAAAAUUGAUUAACAAUGCAAUUUUGAAAUCAUCAUCCUUUGGAAAUAAAGUCCAUUUAAAUCAGCUAAAUUACCAGAUAUUUUUGAUCAUUUUUUCAAAUCAAAUAAAAUCGAAAUAUAAGACAAUUACUAAAAAAACAAUAUGUCCUCUACAAUAAACUCCAAUACUUCAUAAGGCACUGCUACUCUUUAAGAUUGCUUACAAUUCUCAUAAAUGCCUGAAUAACUUAAUGCCGAGAACACAUGGUAUUGCAAAGUGUGCAAGGAACACGUUUAAGCAUUUAAAAGCAUGCAAAUAUAUAAGGCUCCCCAAAUAUUAAUCUUCACAUUGAAGAGGUUUAAAGCUUCAAAUAGAUUAUUUAAACAAAAACUAGAAACUUUGGUUGAUUUUCCAAUCAACAAUCUAGAUAUGACAGAUUUUAUUAUUAACUCAAAAACUCCUUUGGAAUAUGAAAACGAAAACGAAACCAAUAAUGGAGAAAAUAAUAAGCAAAAGGUUAUCUAUGAUUUAUAUGCUGUGUCCAAUCAUUUUGGAGGAUUAGGAGGUGGCCAUUAUACUGCAUUGGCAAAGAACAAAUUCACCAAUAAAUGGUACAAUUUCGAUGAUUCAAUGGUUAGCGAGAUAUCUGAAUCAUCUAUUGUUUCAAAAUCAGCUUAUGUGUUAUGCUAUUAAUUGAGAACAGAUGAUUCAAAAAAUUGUUAAGAAAAAACAAUGUAAUCUAUCUAAGAAUGA
Paramecium tetraurelia is the source of this 2979-nucleotide messenger RNA. RefSeq lists its product as uncharacterized. Gene Ontology annotation, biological process: protein deubiquitination. Lineage: Eukaryota; Ciliophora; Oligohymenophorea; Peniculida; Parameciidae. The record is from RefSeq and is a predicted model, not a curated record. The transcript has 8 exons. Gene Ontology annotation, molecular function: cysteine-type deubiquitinase activity.